GCAGCAAAACAAGGAUCACAGCAGUGAACAGGAGAAGGAAUAUACAACCACCCCAGCAUUGUUUAGAAGAAUUAUCCAGGACAAGCUGGCAGCAACAAAACACAGGAAAUAAUGUUCUUUUGGAGGAUAGCCAUGUUCAGCGCUCUCAUGAGGGUGCACACCUCUUCCCAGAUUUCAUGGAACUUCAUCUUGGACACCUUCAUCUAUUCAUCUAUUCACAGCAAGUGGGGCAAAAUAGAGGAGAACACCACACAAUUGGAGUUACACAGACAAAAGCGCCAAGACAUGUUGCCAGAAUACACGAUUGCUGUGGAGAUAAACUUUGUAGACAUCUCACUCCGGGAGGACCUCAGAAAAUUUUUAAAAAACCUUAGUCUCCCAGUUUCAGUAAACGUCUCUGAUUCAGAUAUAAGCAUUUCACAAAUUAAUAUUACUACCAUAUGCAACUCAGCUGGCACUAAUCAUUCUCAUUGUUUCUGUGAACCUGAUUAUGGAUGGUCUGCCAAGAUCUGUAAAGCAUAUCCUGUCUGCCCUAAUACUACAAUGGCAGCGGGAAAGAGCUGCAACUGUAUCGCGCAGAUUCCUCCUCAAGGGACUUUUUGUGAACUUCAGUCAGAAGAUAUGCCUUCAGUGCUCAUAACAAAAAUGUCUGUCCGACUUGAUAUACCCUUCAAGGAUGCUCUAUGGGAUUCAUCCUCUGUGUUGUUCAAACAAUACAAACAUGAUCUUGAGAAAGCAUUUAUUGAGGGCUAUUCAGUUUUACCCGGUUUCAUAAAUGCAACAGUUACAAGAUUCAGGCCUGGAAGCAUCGUAGUUAGCUAUGAAAUAACCUCAGCAAAGCAGAUCCCGCUUGAAAAUGCACAUCCUGAUAUAGCAGCUCUCUUACGUUACCCCUAUCACUUAGCAUCCUCCACUUUUUCAACAGAAGUCUUUGGUAAAGUAAAUAUCUCUACUUCUCCUGAACACAUUUUCGAGGGAGAUACAGUAAAAAUAACCUGCACAACAGAAUACAUUUCAAGAAAGGUGACCUGGAGUUAUAAUGUCAUCAAGGCUGACAGGCUUAUAUUUACAGACGAGGUUAAAGAUGGAAGCAAGAUAGCAACCCUGACAAUAACAGACAUCAAGUUGAACGAAGCAGAUAAUUUUACUUGCAAUUUUAAAGAUGACACAGGGAAAUUGUCCUCAACAUACAUAGGUGAAGUUAAUAUAGUGGUCUCUCAAAUUAAACUUGUGCCAUCAGAAAAUGUUUCUAUUGUCUGUGAUGGUACAGAUAGAAGAGAACUAAGCUGCUGCACAGAUAGAGACAUACAACUUUUCUCUCCUUAUUGGAGACCCAAUGGAGCAAUAAAUAUUUCAGGAAGCACUACAUCUAUGAACAACUGUACCAUCUACUCGCUACAGGCUAGUGAAUCUCAGUGCCCAGUAGACAAGUCUGGUACCAGCACUGAUUAUACAUGUGAACUAAACACCACCUAUGGUGCUCGUGCCAAUAAAAUACUCAAAGUGACAUAUUUUCGUGUGGCAAAAAUAACCCUUUCUAGUUCAAAGGACAUUGUUUCUGAGGGAGAUGCUUUCUUUUUAACAUGCCAGAGUGAUGUCAGCAAUUAUGACACGGUCAUUUGGAAAAUUCAGAAUGGCAGGAGUAUUAAGCAAAUAGAUAGUAGGUGGUACACCACCACGAAGACCUUCACAGGUGCCACGUCUGUGCUGAGUGUACCUAGAGCAAACCAGGACUGGACUGGCAUCUAUACAUGCAACUUUUCCCAAAGUUUUUUGAGCAGCUUUGGAAAUAUAACAAUUAAAGUUAUUCCUUUGCUCCGGCCUCAAGAGAUCAUAAGAGAUCCCAUAGAGACUGUCAUUUCUUGUCCAUCAACAAGAAUUCUAGAAUGCUGUACACGACGGAUGGAAAAUUACAUUGUUUAUUUGUUUUCUCAUGAUCACAAUAUGCCUUUACGCAUUAGGGCAGAAAGAAGGGAAAGAAAUAAUCUCAAUUGCUACUAUUCCAUACAAAGUUUCACAGACAUACACUGCAGUUCCAAAGAAUAUGAUCUCCAGGUAUAUUGUAUGUUUAUGAAUCAGAUCAAUCAUAAUGUGACAAGUCCAGCUAUGGUCCUACAUUUUGUACCAGCAAAAAAUGUGGUGUGCAAUUCCUCAGACAUUGGUGUGGGAGCAAAUGAAGCGCAGAUCAUAAAACCUUGCUUAAAUUUCCAUGGGACAAGUAACUCUGUGAGAGGAAACAUCACUUAUAGAUGUGAUCGUACAAAAUGGACUGUUCAUAGAAACAACUGCCUGGCUGGUCCCAUCAAUAACCUUUUGGAUUCUGCUGAGUCUUUAGCUUCCAGUCCAGAUUCCCAGAAGAAGUUGCCCGCAUUCCUUAAAGAACUGAAAGAAACCACCAAGCAGACACAGGAGAAAAUAAACAAGUCUGCUGCAAACUUAAAUGCUGUUCUUGAAACCCUGACUUUGGUAUCAGUAAUACCAGUAGAGGCGAAUGAAGAGAAUAUGGCAAACUUUGGAUCUACUGUCGAAACUAUUAUCACCAGUCCAACAGAAACUUGGAAACAUGUGCAGAAUGGGAGCUCUCAAUUACUUGGCUCAGUAGAACAAUUUAUAGGAUCACUCCAACCAAUUAAUCAAUCUGUUCCUUCAAUCAUACAUGACAGUCUUCAAAUCAAAGGAACUGUUCUUGGGGAAAGUAGUCCCUCCAUUUAUAACAGCAGCUUUGCUUUUCUCCAGUCUGCAGGCCUCCGGGGAAGUGUGCUGAUUGAGGAUGUAAAAUGUGAUACUGAGAAAUCAAUCAUGAUAGUCAGUGUGGCUUAUUCAACACUUCAACGUAUCAUUCCACAGUAUAGAAAGGAAAUGGUAAAUAGUUUGGUAAUGACAACAGUAAUAAGUCCCCGAAUAAAUGAGGAUUUCCAGAUCAAAAUGGCUUUUGCAAAGCGUGAAAAGGCUAUGAGCAAUCCACAAUGUGUCUUCUGGAAUUUCAGUUUGGCAGAAGGAGGAAACUGGGAUAACACAGGCUGUGAAACUGAAGAUGAUGGGGACAGUGUCAUUUGCUCUUGCAAUCAUACAACAUCCUUUGCCAUGCUCAUGUCUCCCUAUCAGGAAACUUCACUGGAUGAAUUGACUUAUCUCACUUACAUUGGCCUGAGCCUUUCUAUAGUGAGCCUGAUGAUUUGCCUUGGAAUAGAACUGCUUGUGUGGAAAUCAGUCACGAAAACAAGAAUUGCAUACUUGCGCCAUGUUUGUAUUCUGAACAUUGCAGUUUCUCUCUUGAGUGCAGAUAUCUGCUUCAUUGUUGUUGCUGCAACACAUGACCAAAAUUAUGAAGUGGAGGGGAAUCUUUGCAUAGUAGCAACUUAUUUCAUUCACUAUUUCUACCUCUGUGUCUUCUUUUGGAUGUUCGCUUUGGGACUGAUGCUCUUCUAUCACUUGGUCUUUCUUCUACACAAUGCAAGCAAGACCAUCAUGAAAACCAUUGGCUUCUGCUUGGGAUACAUCUGUCCUCUAAUAAUAUCAGUCAUCACACUAGCCAGCACCCUUCCAUAUUCCUCUUACACAAGGAAAAAGAGUUGCUUUCUCAACUGGGAGGAAAGCAAAGCCCUCUUGGCCUUAGUGAUUCCUGCCAUGAUCAUUGUUGCUAUUAAUGCUAUUGUUACUGCUGUGGUUAUAGCAAAAAUAUCAAGACGUUCAAUUGGGGAAAAGUCCAUCAAUGAAGAAAAAAGUUCUUUGUACCGAAUUGCCAAGAGCAUUGGUGUAUUGACACCGCUAUUAGGUCUUACUUGGGGAUUUGGACUGGCCACCGUUGUUCCAGGAAGUCCCAAAAUAUUCCAGAUGUUAUUUACGAUUUUCAAUGCCUUUCAGGGAUUAUUCAUUCUGUUGGGUGGAACUCUCUGGGAUAGGAAGGUACGAGAAGCUCUACUGAAUAAAUAUUCUUGCUCAAGAUGGAGUUCACAACAUUCAAAGUCAACAUCGCAAGGCUUGUCGGCUCCUAUGCUUUCCAUCAAUUCACCUUUUUCAAGAACUUUAAAUAAUUUGUUUGGUAAAGCAGGAAAAUACCAAGUCUCUUCUACGGAAUCAUCAACUGUAUUGUCUGAAAGCACUUCGAAGGCACAUACUGUACUGACAUGAGUUCUUAAAUACCUGCAUUUUUGAAAGAGCUCAAGUAUUUUUCAAAUAAUAACUACAGAAUAAAUAGUGAAUAAUAGAAUGUUGACUUUACAGAUUGUGGAAAAGAAAUGGCUUUUUAAUUAACUUUUUUUUUCUGGUAUACCAAAUAAUGAACAGACAAAUAAUUGAAAUCUUUUAAGCUAGACAUUCUGUGACUCAGGUUCUAAUGCUAUUUUACAGCAUUAUUUAUUUUACAGUAUCUUUCAAUGUAGCCAUGUUUGUUCCAAUCCAGUGUUAAAAAUGGACCGGUGGGAAAGACAUAUCACAGCCAAGAGCAAACGG
Pseudonaja textilis is the source of this 4452-nucleotide messenger RNA. It is a transcript of the gene ADGRF5, whose product is annotated as adhesion G protein-coupled receptor F5. NCBI's taxonomy places the organism in Eukaryota, Metazoa, Chordata, Lepidosauria, Squamata, Elapidae. Gene Ontology annotation, molecular function: G protein-coupled receptor activity. Gene Ontology annotation, cellular component: membrane. Gene Ontology annotation, biological process: adenylate cyclase-activating G protein-coupled receptor signaling pathway; cell surface receptor signaling pathway. The record is from RefSeq and is a predicted model, not a curated record.